CUCCUCCCUGCAGCUGAGCUCCUUCUUCAGGGACCAUCCGGAUGUGGCUUUUGGUGCCACCGCGAAGCUCCUCCAGGAGAACUUCCACCUGGGAGAGUCCCAGGUCCCGUGUCCGUCAAGAUGUGCGCAGGGAACUAUUGGGAUGAUCCAGGGAGAUGGAGUCAUUGCUCUGCUGCAGGGGCUCAUGAACACCUCCAGCUGCCCACACGGCCAUUGACUGUUCCUGUACCCCCAUCCCCUUGCAGGCAAAAGCGCAGGGCCAUGUCUGCCGCAUGACCCGCACCCUCAAGGACCUGAAUGCCCAGCAGGACGCCAAGAAUUGCCCCCGCUUCCUGUCCUGGCGCCACCAGCGCACGGUGACCCACCAGUGGCGAGACUGGCUAUUUGAGGUGCCCCUGGAGCAGGUGGCUGAGUGGGCCCACGAGGACCUGGCUGAGCGAUGGAAGUGCCUCUCCUUUGACGACACCCCCACGGGGGGCGCUCUGGUUUGGCUGCCCGGCGGGGGGAGCAUCGGACCCACCCCCAGAGGAUGCCUGGUGUAUCCAUCCGGGUCGGCCAUGAACCACCUCUGCUUCCAAGAUGUGGUUUUGAAGCUGGACACCCGCUGCUCCCUGAUGCCUCGGAUCCGGGGCCACCCUGCGCAGUUUGAGCUCAACGGUGCGGUCCGGCAAGUGGCAGCUGCCCGCGUGGAUGGCCAAGACUUCCUAGGAGUGCGCUCGGAUUAUCACUGCGUGGCAUGGAGGAUGCAGCCUGGGGAAGCACCGGAAGCACUCCAGGUCGUCGGCACCGACGACCCCUGCUCCUCCAUCUCUGUCAGCCCACACCUGCCAGGCCAACUCUCCAUUUGCACCUUUGCCGGAGCUGUCUACCUGUGGGACGUGGAGGCCAGACUUCAACUGCUGCACUGGGACAAGGAGACCAUGUUUUUCCGCGACCCGUCAACUUGGCGUUGGAGCGAGUUUACCGCCCACCCACAGGUGCUCACUUUGGCUGACCGGACCGGCCUGGUGGGCAUUGACCAGAGGGUGCCCUCUGGCUCCCGUUUCGAUCUCUUCAAGAUGGGGGCUGAAGCGGAGUGCCAGCGCGGCGAGCGGCUCAUCCUCUCCAAGUACCUGGGCCAGGGCCAUCCGUACCAUCACCUGGUGGCCACUCAGUUCUCUCUCUGCUUGCUGGAUGAGCGUUUUCCGCUGGUGCCUCUCCUCCGCUGGGAACACAUGAUGGAGCGGCCCCCCGUCUAUGCGCAGCUGACACCCGCCAGGGGUCCUCCACAGAGCCACAAGCUGCUUUUGGGCACCCAUCACUCACAGGAGCUGCUGAUGCUCCAGUACACAGGUCUUAGCACCCCACCCCAGUUGUGGGGGCCCCCGCAGAAGCUGCCAUCUAUCAAGGACUGCCUGCCACACUUCCCCCUGCAGAAACCCCUCCAGCAAAGCAUCCUGAGCCAGCGUCUCGCUCUCCCUUGCGCUGGCAUUGCGGCUGCCCUGGGUCAGUGGGGCCAACAAAGCCAGGCCCUGCUCAUUUUCCAGAUGUCUGAGGUGGGCGACCUCUUCUACCAGCUACUGGUCCACCAGACGGAGGAAGAGGAGACACAACCGGGACCCUUGGAUCCUGAAGAUGAUGACCCCAACGGCGGCUAUGAGAUGGAGAAACGUAGCCAGGACACCCGCCCUUCUUCCUCCAUGACGCCGAUCCCUGGCCCGGCCGACACCGCUCCCACCAUGGUCAGUUACCGCCGCUGGCUGAGGGCUUUCCUGGAGGCCUGGGAAGAGCUGCCCCCGGAGGCACAGAGCCAGCCGCCAGCCCGAAUGACCCUCAGCCAGCACUAUUUGUUCAACCGGCGUGAGCUGCGUGAGCGGCCGGCGAACAUCCCGCUCUACAAGGAGGUCCGCCAGUGCCUGCGCCAAGCCAUGCAGAACAAGGAGUUGGUGUUCCCCUGGAAGAGGGGUCAGCUGGGCAAGGGGCCCGACCCUCUCCUGCCGCCGCUGCCACAGCCCUCCCAACGCCAGGACAAUCUUCGCGAGCGGCUGGAGGCCACGUGGGGUGGUGGCUGGGGCAGCUGGUGGCAGGAGAAGCUGGGCAUGACGGCAGCGCAGAAGCGGGAGGUGCUGCGGGAGCGCCGGAGGCGGAUGAAGAAGGCCAGGGGACCCCGCAGCAUCUCUGGCAGCUUCACCUCUUUUUCCAGCGGCCAGUCGGAGCUGAGUGACUCUUCUGGCUGGUGGGAGGAUGGUGGUCAAGGGGGCAGCCUGGGGAGAGCGGCUUGGCUCAGGCCUCUUGGUCCCGCCAGCGAGGGGCAGGGACUCUCCGUAACAUCCCUUCCUUCUUCUCAAGGGACGGAAGCCGGUGGGUCAGAGGACCCCUUGGAGCUGCUCUCCUCACAGACUCUACAGGCGCGCGGCAUCCCCCGGGAGCGCCGCCGGACGCUGCGAGAGUACCUGGCCAUCUGGGACCAGCCGGCCAAAGAGGAGGUGGAUAUGGACAAGGCAGAGGCACUGCCUUUGAGCCAGGCGUCCAGCCAGGGCAGCCAGAGCCAGGCCGCCCCUUUCGCUUCCCAGGGGUUGCGUCUGGCACGGAAGAAACCGCGCAUGGGCUUCUGAGGACCAUUGAGGCAGUUUGGAAAGAGGAGGAGGAGGCGCCAUCUUCCUCCUCCUUUUCCUUUGUGGCAUUUUGUAUUUUUAUAUAUAUAGAUAUAUAUAUUAUUUUUGCAACAAUAUAGAAAAUAACAACAUGCAAAAUACAUCCCAUUGAUUUCCCAAAUCUGCAUGUUUACCGUGGCCUUUCCCUGCCUGCCCCGUUUGUAUCAACCCUUGUGGUCAUUUAAAUCUUAGUUUCUUCAAAUCCAAAGCAAUGUGGUGGUUGUUUUCCCCAGCGCUUCUUCCGUGUGUUUGAAACCUAGUUUAAUUCCCUGAAUAACCACCCAAGAGAGAGGCUUUUGCAAGAACACGCACAACUACUCGCCCCUCGGUUCUUUUUGCCAGUCGGCUUGGUUUCUUAAACUAAACAGUUGUUUUAAUGUUAUUUUACUAUGGUUUAGUUGGGUGGGAACAACGGAUUGUCUUUUAACGUAUAUUGUAUUUUACCUUGUAUUUUUGUGGUGAUUGUAAGCCGCCUCAAUCCUCUGGGCGAGGCAGCAUAUAAAUAACAUUUAUUAGCAGUAGUAGUAGUAGUAUUACUACUACUACUAAUUUUGGACCCUCUCUCUGAAUCCACACAAUUAGCGUCUUGACCAGUUCUAAGUCUGCCUUCUGACCGUUGGGUCGUACUGGAGCCCAGCCCUGUCCAACUUGAUGUACCUUUUGUCCUUUCUAGUCUAGCAGUUAACGCAUAACGUAUUUGCGGCAUUCUACACUGUUGUCUUUCAUUGUUGGGUUUUUAUUAUACAUCUUUGAUCUUCCACCCCUUUGUUGGAAGUUGUAAAUAAAUGUUGUUGUUGGUCUAAUAA
Sceloporus undulatus (fence lizard) is the source of this 3439-nucleotide messenger RNA. RefSeq names its product TATA-box binding protein associated factor, RNA polymerase I subunit C (gene TAF1C). The coding region runs from base 273 to 2594 and encodes 773 amino acids. Gene Ontology annotation, cellular component: fibrillar center. The record is from RefSeq and is a predicted model, not a curated record. Gene Ontology annotation, biological process: transcription by RNA polymerase I. Gene Ontology annotation, molecular function: RNA polymerase I core promoter sequence-specific DNA binding. Lineage: Eukaryota; Metazoa; Chordata; Lepidosauria; Squamata; Phrynosomatidae. The transcript is spliced from 11 exons.